Messenger RNA from Numida meleagris (helmeted guineafowl), 3873 nucleotides. RefSeq names its product microtubule associated protein RP/EB family member 2 (gene MAPRE2). Lineage: Eukaryota; Metazoa; Chordata; Aves; Galliformes; Numididae. Bases 121 to 1101 code for a protein of 326 amino acids. Gene Ontology annotation, cellular component: spindle midzone; microtubule organizing center; cytoplasmic microtubule. The transcript has 7 exons. Gene Ontology annotation, biological process: protein localization to microtubule plus-end; regulation of microtubule polymerization or depolymerization; spindle assembly. Gene Ontology annotation, molecular function: microtubule plus-end binding. The record is from RefSeq and is a predicted model, not a curated record.
CGGGGCUGGCGGCGCGAGACGGCGGCAGCGGCGGCGGCAGCGGCAGCACCACCUUCCGCAGAGCAGCAGCAGCAGCAGCAGCACCACAGCGCGGGGAGGCGCGGAGCCGCGGGAGCGCCAAUGCCCGGACCGACCCAAGCCCUGUCCCCAAAUGGCGAGAACAAUAACGACAUCAUCCAGGACAACGGCACCACCAUCAUCCCCUUCAGGAAGCACACGGUGCGGGGGGAGCGCUCCUACAGCUGGGGAAUGGCGGUCAACGUGUACUCUACCUCUAUAACCCAAGAGACUAUGAGCAGACAUGACAUCAUCGCAUGGGUUAAUGAUAUACUAGCUUUAAACUACACAAAAGUUGAACAACUCUGUUCAGGAGCAGCUUACUGCCAGUUCAUGGACAUGUUGUUCCCCGGGUGCAUUAGCUUGAAGAAAGUAAAGUUCCAAGCAAAGCUGGAGCAUGAAUACAUUCACAACUUCAAGCUUCUGCAAGCAUCGUUUAAAAGAAUGAAUGUGGAUAAGGUAAUUCCAGUGGAAAAACUGGUCAAAGGGCGCUUCCAAGACAACUUAGAUUUCAUUCAGUGGUUUAAGAAGUUCUUUGAUGCUAACUAUGAUGGGAAGGAGUAUGAUCCUGUGGAAGCUCGACAAGGCCAAGAUGCUCUUCCCCCACCAGAUCCUGGUGAACAAAUCUUUAAUCUGCCCAAAAAGUCCCACCAUGCAAACUCUCCUACUGCAGGUGCUGCUAAAUCCAGUCCAGCUUCUAAACCGGGAUCAACACCUUCUCGUCCAUCUUCAGCAAAAAAAGCUGCACCGAGCAGCUCAGCAUCCAAAUCAGAUAAAGAUUUGGAAACUCAAGUCAUACAGCUCAGCGAACAGGUACAUUCAUUAAAACUUGCACUUGAAGGAGUGGAGAAAGAAAGGGAUUUCUACUUUGGCAAAUUAAGGGAGAUUGAGCUUCUCUGCCAAGAACACGGGGGAGAGAAUAAUGACCUUGUCCAUCGGCUAAUGGAAGUCCUCUAUGCUUCAGAAGAACACGAGAGCCACACAGAGGAGCAUGAAGGCGAAGAGCAGGUCCACGAACAGCCCCAGCAGCAGGAGGAGUACUGAUUCACGCAGCGUCUCUGACAAUUUUCAUUUUGUGUGAGAACUUUCUUCUGGAGAAUGGAACAUGUGUGGCCUCAAACUUGAAAUCAGUUCACUCCCAGUCUGCCAUUAACAUUUAUGUACCAUAGUGAGUGCCAGCCAACCACUGCAUUCUGUACCCAUACUUUGCCAAGAUGCAUUUGCAGAAGUCUUCUUUCAGUGUAUCCUCCCGAGAGGCUGUAGGGCUACAUCACCUACUGUACAUCACUGCAACUUCACCACUUGGCUGCUUGAGAUUUGUUCUGCUCUUUAAGAAAAUAUAUAUAUUUAUUUUUUUUCUUUUUGUCUUAAGUAUGAUACACUUGUAACUUGUUCUAACAUAUUUAUAUUGGCAUUUUGUGUGGCAAGAAGUACCGUACCACUAGCUGUGUCUCUCACUUUGUGGUGCUUUGGCGUUUUCUCGUACGUCUGCCCUGGGGCGUAAAUUUGGUCAAACAAUUGGAAUAAAGGGAUACAGUGGAAGUCAUGUUCAAGCCAUAACGAUGAGUUGUGUUGUGGAGGAAAAUGCUCAUGUUGCUCACGUUUGUUCCUUUCCUGCCUUUGCCGAAUGGGAGGCAAAGCAUCUGUUUCACUAGGAGAGAUUUAAAACCUUGUGUUAGAAAGCUGCAUGGUAUGUUUUUUGGCUUAUUUCUGGAGGACAGGCAUCCAUGUAAGUUUUUCAAAACCCUCCCAGUUUCCUGACUAGUCGAUAGACAUUUCCCAGCUUUUCUUCCUACCUGAGGAAUUCUGGCCCGGCCUGCAGCUGCAGCUCCGCCUCCGCAGGCCUCGGUGCUGACAGAGGUGAAGGAAUCUCCUUGACACAAGCGUAGCUGCAGGACACCAUCUCUGCCAUCACACUUGGCUCCGCACCCUCAGAAGAGGACAAAAUAGGGCAGCUGUUUCCUUCCGCUCUGCUGCCCCGACCACACAAGCAUGGAUGAGGAAACCAGCCACCGAACCGGCCCUGAAAACCUCCCAACCCCCUGUAAGUGGUGGUGAGCACCUCGUGGGUGCCGAGGCUGCUUCUGAAGCACAGAGAGGCAGCAAGAAGUCCUCGUGGGGGUGGUGUGCCCAUCUGACCGGCUGAGGGCACCACACUUGGCUGAGUCCUCCAGCGAGGCCGGCGCGCUGCACAAGUACAUCGAACCAGAGGUGCCUGUGGUGAGAGCACUCCCUUCCUGAAUGGUCCCUGCUACCCUGUUCUAAAGGAUGGUAUUUUAUCAACAGAAAUAUCUUGAAGUGUAUAAAGCAUUCCUUGUUUUUAUUGUGAAACUGUGCAUUCUAGUCGCUCUGAAUAUUUUAUGCUUGGUAUUCUUGGCCUCUCACUUAAUUUACUGAAUUCUGAAUUGUUCCUCUAGUUAAGCAGGUACUUGGAAGUCCCAGCUCAGUCUGCAGUCACUGAAAAGUUCAAAAGCCCAUUGAACAGCAAAAUCACCUUAGGUCUAAAGCUAACCUAACCUCAUGCUCAGGUUCCCAGCUGAUGCUUCCACAGAAAGGGUUUUAAUUAAUCAGCCCCUCAACACACACACACACACACACACGCAGCUUUCUGUUCCCAAGAAAUCUUUUGCAGCUAAGUGGCUCCAAGUUAAAUGUGAGAAUGCUGCUGUUGUGCUGCGCCGCAGGCAAUAUAUAAAAUACUGCUAGACAUUAGAACAGGUAUUUCUGUUCCCCUGAUUGCUCCCCCUGCCCCGCAGAAGAGUUUUGGAUCCUCCGGGUUGAAGGUUUCCUGGCUGUGCCUCCAGCACUGAGCUCACAUCCCACCCGGUAACACCGAAAGUGCUGCAACCAGCAGGGCAGCACUUCCCUUCCUGAUUUUGAUUGGUUACGAGUAAGAUCUGAUGUAUAAAAACGCGUAUUUUCCAAAUGAAUUAUUUCCAGGAAUCACCACAGAUGGGGGAAUUGUCAUUUUCAUUGUAUUUGUGUUUAUUAGAACAUAUGUACUUAUUACAAUUGUCAUUGUAAUAAACAGUAGUUCUUCAUAACGCUGUUGAACUGAGGAGCGGUCUCCUUUAACCCAUAGGGGAUUUUGGAUGGGGGGCACGCAGUUUGGGAUCAGGCAUCAACUUGGUUUCACCAGCCCUGGUCUCUGAUGGCCGCGGUUCAUCCUCCUGCUAAUGGUGGAGCAGGGGCACGGGGAGCACUCCAGCAGAUGUUCUUCUGAAGGCGCCGGCAGUCAGGUUGCUGGGCUCCUGGUGGCUCACAGUCAGGCCGUUGACUUUUCUCUCUUUGGGGCAUGUAUAAAGAACAAGAGCAGCAGCAAGCCGAGCUUCAUUUCCCGAGGGUUCCUUCUCUGCUCUGUUGGGCCUGAGGAGCACAGGGCUCCCGCUGCUGCAUCAGGGAAGUGAGUGACGCAAGGAGCCGGGGCAGGGCCGCACCUGCUGGAAGCCGCUGUGCUGAGGGGAGAGCCGGGCUUUGAGCGGGAAAAUGUCCUCCUCCUCCCACCCCCGUGAGUAACCCGUUAUUCCGUUAUGGUUUCCAGAGGCAUUUGUAUUGACCUUUACUAAAUAGCACACCGUAAAGCUUCGGUUAUAUAUUAAAUGUAAACUGAAAGGAAUGUAAACAUAUGUAUUGUUAAUUAUAAAUAGAGAAGUAAUGACAUCAUAGAUUUUAAAAAGUCUUAUUCAGAUGUAUCGGGCGUUUUACAUUACCCACAAACUGUCGCAUGGUAGAGUAGAUUUUUGUCUGAGUAUGUGAAUAACUUGACUUGCGUUUAUCUUUUUACAUGUUUAAUAAAAAAAAAUAUGUUCAAAUCUG